AUGAGCAAAAAGUGUGAUAAGAAGAAGGACCAGGAUGAUUGUGACGAGAGAAUUGCUGAAUAUAGGGAGUCGUUUGAUUUAUUCGACAAAGAUGGAAAUGGCAGGAUUUCAACGAAAGAACUCAAGUCAGUUAUGAGCUCAUUAAGCCAAAAUGUUACUGAUGCUGAAGUUCAGCAAAUGAUUAGACUAGUUGACCUAAAUCGUGACGGUGAGAUUGACUUUAGUGAAUUCGUAAAGAUGAUGAAUAAUUGCAAACCAACAAGCGAUACAGAGCGAUUGCAGGAGGCCUUUAGAGUGUUUGACAGGGACGGGAAUGGAUACAUUACUGUUGACGAAAUGCGGCAGGUGAUGUGCAAUUUGGGUGAAAAGCUGACAGAUGAGGAAGUUAAGGAUAUGAUCAAGUCGGCCGAUAUGGACGGUGACGGUCAGGUCAAUUUUGAAGAAUUCUCUCUUGUUAUGAACCAACGACACUGUGGUCAUUGA
This is a messenger RNA of Echinococcus granulosus, 483 nucleotides long. RefSeq names its product Calmodulin. Lineage: Eukaryota; Metazoa; Platyhelminthes; Cestoda; Cyclophyllidea; Taeniidae. Bases 1 to 483 code for a protein of 160 amino acids. The transcript has 5 exons. The record is from RefSeq and is a predicted model, not a curated record. Gene Ontology annotation, molecular function: calcium ion binding.